Molecule: messenger RNA, 1335 nt
Organism: Pseudozyma hubeiensis SY62
Lineage: Eukaryota; Fungi; Basidiomycota; Ustilaginomycetes; Ustilaginales; Ustilaginaceae
Exons: 2
Coding region: 1-1335 (444 amino acids)
Cellular component (GO): mitochondrion
Molecular function (GO): oxidoreductase activity; molybdenum ion binding
Source: RefSeq, a predicted model, not a curated record
AUGGCACAAACGGUGCGGCAGCAAAGCCCGCUCAAUACCGAGCCAAACUCUAAAGAGCUGGCUGGCUCCUACAUCACACCCAAUGAGCUCAUCUUCAAUCGAAACCACGACUCUGUCAUCUCUACAAAUGCUCCGAACUCGGGCGGAUCAGGCUGGAUGCUCGGCAUCUCUGUCGAGCAGGACGAAACGUUGAAAGUGUUGCACGUCUCGCAACCGUCUCUUCCGCUGGAGUCGUUGAAGAAGGAUUACGAGCUGGUCGAGGUGACCGCUACCCUCGAAUGUGCAGGUAACCGACGAGCCGAAUUAUCCGCGUCUCACCAGCCAGCAGAAGGUAUACAGUGGGGGAACGCUGUCAUCGCCAACGUCGUAUGGGGUGGUGCUUCCCUCCGAUCUGUUCUGCUCGCUGCCGGUAUUCCAGAUCCUUUCUCCCACCACUCUCAACUAUCAAUCCUUCAACCUUCAGCAGAUGCAUCUCUCCGCGAUUCCGAAUCAUGGGCUCGUCCGCUCCACCUCCACCUCUUCAGCGCACAAGAGAGCAGCGAGUCAGACGAUCCCACCCGCACAGAGUACUUUGCCGCCUCCAUCCCAUUCGUCACCGCCAUGCAUCCCAACCAACACUGUCUGCUGGCGCACGAGUACAACCGUACACCGCUCACGCAGCGUCAUGGAGCACCGUUGCGCGCAGUGAUACCCGGUCACGUAGGUGCGAGGUGGGUCAAGUGGCUGAACGCGCUCAAGAUCAGCACGUCGGAGAAUGAUUCGCCUCCCAUGAGGCAAGACUACAAGUUGCUUACUCCGGAUGCACAGGCCGACGAGAAGGAGUUUGCGGACAAGGCGGGAAAAGAUGCUGAGUUUAGGAAGGAAAGGUUGAAGAAGGAGAAGCCUCUGCAGAGGCUCGAAGCUAGUUGCUCGAUCACGCAGCCCGGACAGGGCGAGCGGGUGGUCCCAGCGGGAGAGGACGGUGUGGUGGAGGUCAAAGGGUAUGCUGUGGGUCAGGAUGGAUCGCCAGCGACGCACGUCUAUGUUGCUCUGGUACCGGACAGAGAUGGUACCACGGACGAGCUGCUCACUUCGCUCGAGCCUGACGUCGAAUGGAAGCAGGCACAGCUGAUCAACCGAGAUGCAUCAUCCAAUGCAGCUCCGAGCACAUGGAGCUGGGCUUGGACGCUGUGGCACGUACAGAUGCCUGUCCCCGAGUCCGACCGCAAAUGGGCUCUAGUCGCUCGAUGUGUCACCGCCUCUGGUGUCGAGCAGGAGAAGAUCUCCGAGUGGAACCUGCGUGGCUUUUGCAACCGCUCCUGGUCCGUCGUUCGCAACCUUUCGGUCCAAUCUUGA